AUGGAUAAAGGCUACAUAGCCGAGGAAAUCACACCUGCCGGCGAGGUCAAGUCCCAUGAAGUCCUCAACGUACCCAACUUUGAGCUCUUCAGUCCCGGGGCUCCUCCCCUUGAGCUACCGUCGUGGCUCGCAACUCAUGAAAACACUUUCCGCAGUGUGGCAAUUUCUGGUAACGAGAUUGCAAAUACCAUUCUAGCCUCUUUGGAGAAGGCUCUGCAUAUGUCUCCAGAGACUUUGACCUCGGCACACCGCCUAGAAGAUCCGUCCAAUGACUUCCUACGUUUGGUACGGCAUCCUGGAUUCGGCGCACGCGAGGACGGGGAGCGAAUUUCGUUCCACGCGCACAAAGACCUUUCCUCCUUGGGUCUCCUACUCGCCCCCUUACCAGGCUUGCAGGUCGAGCAUCCAGACGAGCCAGGAGUGUUCAAAUGGGUCAAGCCUGUGCCGGGAACAAUUGUCGUCAAUGUUGGUGAGGGCCUACAGCUGCUUACAAACAGCGUCCUGAAGGGCGUCCUUCACCGCGUCGUAAGAAUACCGGGUGAUCUUACGGCUGUGGACCGCGUUAGCGCCCUCGUGGUUGUGCGGGCAAAGGGGGACAUGCCCAUGCUGCCUCUACCUAGUCCUCUCGUUCCAUGUCUGAACGAGGAGCAAACAAAGAAACAGAUCGAGACCAGCGAUGAAUGGGCUGCCAACAAACUCAGGGCCUUGACUGCUAUCAGGGCCAAGGAGGGGAAAAUGCUACCGAGAGAGCUUGCAUUUGUCUACAAAGAAGCCGGAAUGCCUGUACCUAUUGGAGUUUGA
Messenger RNA from Colletotrichum spaethianum, 801 nucleotides. Its product is annotated as SH3 domain-containing protein. NCBI's taxonomy places the organism in Eukaryota, Fungi, Ascomycota, Sordariomycetes, Glomerellales, Glomerellaceae. The record is from RefSeq and is a predicted model, not a curated record. Gene Ontology annotation, molecular function: dioxygenase activity. The coding region runs from base 1 to 801 and encodes 266 amino acids. The transcript has 3 exons.